Lathyrus oleraceus (garden pea) is the source of this 1786-nucleotide messenger RNA. RefSeq names its product BTB/POZ and MATH domain-containing protein 4. The record is from RefSeq and is a predicted model, not a curated record. The transcript has 4 exons. Gene Ontology annotation, biological process: protein ubiquitination. NCBI's taxonomy places the organism in Eukaryota, Viridiplantae, Streptophyta, Magnoliopsida, Fabales, Fabaceae. Gene Ontology annotation, molecular function: protein binding. The coding region runs from base 131 to 1351 and encodes 406 amino acids.
UUCAACCCAAAACACUUCUUCCCCAAAUCCCCCAAAACAAAUUCAAAAUUAAAACAAAUCCCUAAUUCUCAAAUUUCACACACUCCUUCUCCGUCGUCGUUUUACAUGAACCCCGGUUUCCAAAACCGCCAUGACUAGAAGAACCGUAUCAUCGGAGAGACAACCGCCGCAAUCAUCGCCGUCGAUUUCGAGGUCGAUUACGCAAACACUUAACGGCUCGCACAAGUUCUUGAUCCAAGGCUAUUCGCUUGCGAAGGGAAUGGGAGUGGGAAAACACAUUGCGAGCGAUGUGUUCACCGUCGGAGGGUAUCAGUGGGCGAUCUACUUCUAUCCUGACGGCAAGAAUCCGGAGGAUGCUUCCAAUUAUGUUUCCGUUUUCAUCGCGUUAGCUAGUGAAGGAACCGAUGUAAGAGCGCUUUUUGAACUCACGCUUGUUGAUCAGAGUGGACAGGGGAAGCAUAAAGUUCAUAGCCAUUUUGAUCGAUCUCUUGAGAGUGGUCCGUAUACUCUGAAGUAUAAGGGUAGCAUGUGGGGGUACAAGAGAUUUUUCAGACGGAAUUUGCUUGAAAGCUCUGAAUUCCUCAAGAACGACUGCUUAAAAAUCAACUGUACUGUUGGAGUUGUAGUUUCUGCCACUGAUUGUCCUCUUCUUAACUCUAUUCACGUCCCAGAAUCUGACAUUGGAUCACACUUUGGCACACUACUGGAGAAUAUGGAAGGUUCAGAUGUUACUUUUGAUGUGGCUGGGGAGAGGUUUCCUGGUCAUAAGAUCGUGUUGGCUGCUAGAUCCCCAGAAUUUCGAUCCAAAUUUUUAAAUGGUAUGGAUGUGGAUACGGACAAACAGGAGAUUGUUGUAACAGAUUUAGAACCAAAGGUUUUUAAGGCAAUGCUGCAUUUUAUCUACAGGGAUACCCUUACAGAAGAGGCAGAUGUGGUUCCAUCAACAUCAUCUAGUGAUUUUCCGGUUUGUGAGACAUUGAUAGCAAAAUUGUUAGCUGCAGCAGACAAGUAUGGCUUGGACAGGCUUAAACUGAUGUGCGAGUCUCGUCUUUGCAAUGACAUUGAUGUGAACUCUGUAGCCAGAAUUUUAACAUUGGCUGACCAAUGCCAUGCCGCAGAGUUAAAAGCUGUUUGCCUAAAAUUUGCUGCUCAAAAUCUAGCAGCUAUCAUGAGGACGGAUGGAUUUGAGUCUAUGAAAGAGAAAUGUCCAUGGCUACAGUCAGAGAUCUUGAAGACAAUUGCUGGCUGUGAGGGUGAUACUUGCAGCACAGGGGAGAAAUCUCAGAGUGUAUGGGCCCAACUUUCAGAUGGUGGCGAAACAAAUGGCAGGAGAGUUAGACAGAGACAUUGAUAUCUGUUGUCACAUUGAUAUCUCUGAUUUUUUUUUUUGUAAAUGAAGUUAUAAUGUUGAAAAACAGGGGAGAAUUUCUCCAUGUUUUAAUAGAAAGUUCUUUAGAAAAAGAAAGUAGACUAGAUGCUAUGCAGGUUAUACAUAUGUCUUCAAUGGUGUGUGUUCUUAGUGCGGAGUAGUUAUUGAAAAUGAGCUCAUCUGCAGUAGACGUUUGUAGAGGAUCCAAGUCCAUACUUCGAAACUCUAUGUCAUCGUUGCUGGACUUUAUGUCCCCAUCUCCUUUGUCCCUUGAUGCCCUUUGUUCAAACCUUAAUGUUUGUAGAACUAGGUUCCAUAGGAUGGUUGCUAUACCUUGUAAAAAGUAUUCAUUUUGUAAACACCGUUUCUUUAUUUAAACUUCAUAAACAGUGGUAAUGUGAGAUAGUCCUUCUUGAA